Molecule: messenger RNA, 1696 nt
Organism: Prionailurus viverrinus (fishing cat)
Lineage: Eukaryota; Metazoa; Chordata; Mammalia; Carnivora; Felidae
Gene: RRAGA
Product: Ras related GTP binding A
Exons: 1
Coding region: 291-1232 (313 amino acids)
Biological process (GO): cellular response to amino acid stimulus; positive regulation of TOR signaling; cellular response to starvation
Cellular component (GO): nucleus; Gtr1-Gtr2 GTPase complex; lysosome
Molecular function (GO): GTPase activity; GTP binding
Source: RefSeq, a predicted model, not a curated record
UCGCGAGAUCGCCGCCGGAAGUGGGUGGCAGCCGGAACGCCGCGGCUCCGCUCUCCGGAAGGCGAGCUUUUCUGCGAAGCUUUGCAGCCGCCUCACCCAGGGCGCUCACCUCCGCGGAAGAGCUCGCCCCGCUGCGGCAUUUCCAUCCCACAUCGCUCGCUUUCUGCCUCCCCGACUGCACAGCUGCGCGGCCCGGCCUGCGGAGACCCCGCAAGCCCCGACCCCGCCCUCCCUCCGCGCUGCAGUUAGGCCGCGCCGUGAGGCCCAGUCCGCGGCGGCUCCGGCGGGUGAUGCCAAAUACAGCCAUGAAGAAAAAGGUGCUGUUGAUGGGGAAGAGCGGGUCGGGGAAGACCAGCAUGCGCUCGAUUAUCUUUGCAAAUUAUAUCGCUCGCGACACCCGGCGCCUAGGUGCCACCAUUGAUGUGGAGCACUCCCACGUCCGAUUUCUAGGCAACCUGGUGCUCAACCUGUGGGACUGUGGCGGUCAGGACACCUUCAUGGAAAAUUACUUCACCAGCCAGCGAGACAACAUUUUCCGUAAUGUCGAGGUUUUGAUUUACGUGUUUGACGUGGAGAGCCGCGAACUGGAAAAGGAUAUGCAUUAUUACCAGUCGUGUCUGGAGGCCAUCCUCCAGAACUCUCCGGAUGCCAAAAUCUUCUGCCUGGUGCACAAAAUGGAUCUGGUUCAGGAGGAUCAGCGUGACCUGAUUUUUAAAGAGCGGGAGGAAGACCUGAGGCGUUUGUCUCGCCCACUGGAAUGCGCUUGUUUUCGAACCUCCAUCUGGGACGAAACGCUCUACAAAGCCUGGUCCAGUAUCGUCUACCAGCUUAUUCCCAAUGUCCAGCAGCUGGAGAUGAACCUAAGGAAUUUUGCCCAAAUUAUCGAGGCGGACGAAGUCCUGCUGUUCGAGAGAGCUACGUUCUUGGUCAUUUCCCAUUACCAGUGCAAAGAGCAGCGUGACGUCCACCGGUUUGAGAAGAUCAGCAACAUCAUUAAGCAGUUCAAGCUGAGCUGCAGUAAAUUGGCCGCUUCCUUCCAGAGCAUGGAAGUUCGGAAUUCUAACUUCGCCGCUUUUAUCGACAUCUUCACAUCGAACACGUACGUGAUGGUUGUUAUGUCGGAUCCGUCGAUCCCUUCUGCGGCUACCCUGAUCAACAUUCGCAAUGCCAGGAAACACUUUGAGAAGCUUGAGAGAGUGGAUGGGCCCAAGCACAGCCUCCUUAUGCGUUGAAUGUUGCCAAAUGCUCUUUCAGAAAAUGCUGAAUUGCCUUCCCCCGCCCCCGCAUCUUUUUUUUUUUUUGUAAUAUUCAUAAUUGUCGUGUGCUUAAAAGUGGGCUUUGAAAUGUGUGCUGCUUACUACUUCCAUCUUUCUUCUCUACUCCCCCCCCCCCCCGCCCCGUCUUUAAACCUUGAACGCUAUUUACUCAGCUAUCCAGUAGACCUUCAAGAUGGCCUUUCUGAAAAGUUGGUAUGGUGUAACACUAAAGUAGGUGGUGUGUGUGCGUGUGCGUGUGUGUGUUCUGAUUACCUGGUUAUAAUAGAUAUACACAUUAAAGCCUUUACAGUAUCUUCCUGUAUUCCUUUCAAGAUUGCAAAGAUGGAAUGUUACUAUUUUAUCAGCAAGGUAUUAAAAUGCAUUUAUAAAUUCUUCUUGGCUUCGAUCAUGAAUAAACAUUCGCUGUUAGCAAUUUAAAA